Messenger RNA from Penicillium arizonense, 1125 nucleotides. Its product is annotated as porphobilinogen synthase HEM2. Gene Ontology annotation, molecular function: porphobilinogen synthase activity; zinc ion binding. The record is from RefSeq and is a predicted model, not a curated record. Gene Ontology annotation, biological process: heme biosynthetic process. Gene Ontology annotation, cellular component: cytosol. The transcript is spliced from 2 exons. The coding region runs from base 1 to 1125 and encodes 374 amino acids. NCBI's taxonomy places the organism in Eukaryota, Fungi, Ascomycota, Eurotiomycetes, Eurotiales, Aspergillaceae.
AUGUCGUUUUCUAAUUUGGUAUCCGACAUUGCUUUCCGUGAUGCUCGUGUCGACGAUGGCAGUUCACAAAUCUCUCAUGCCCGAUCUCAUGCGACCGCACGGUCGUACACAAGUACUGCCGCUACAAGCGUGAGCAUCUCCGGCGAAGUGUCCAGCCAGCUGCAUUCGGGAUAUAGCCAUCCAUUGACCAGGGCAUGGCAGGCCGAGAGACAAUUGACCAAGGACAUGCUCAUUUAUCCGUUGUUCAUCACAGACAAUCCUGACGAGGAGACUCCAAUUCCAUCAUUGCCCAAUCAAUACCGCCGUGGAAUUAACCGCCUAGUCCCUUUCCUUAUCCCUCUAGUGCGGAAGGGUCUGCGAUCGGUGAUGUUGUUUGGAGUUCCUCUCCAGCCGUCGGCUAAAGAUGCGCUCGGAACCGCCGCGGAUGAUCCCGAUGGUCCUGUGAUUCAAUCCAUUCGAUUGCUGCGAUCCCGUUUCCCUCAACUCUACAUCACUACUGAUGUAUGCCUCUGCGAGUAUACAUCACACGGCCACUGCGGCAUUCUUCGGGAAGAUGGCACCUUGGACAAUGCGCAGUCUGUUGACCGGAUCUCUGAUGUGGCCAUUGCAUAUGCCGCAGCAGGAGCUCACUGUGUGGCGCCCUCUGACAUGAAUGAUGGAAGAAUCCGCGCCAUCAAGUUGAAGUUAAUUGAAGCCGGUGUGGCACACCGCGUGCUCUUGAUGUCCUACAGUGCCAAAUUCAGUGGGUGUCUAUAUGGCCCGUUCCGCGAUGCGGCGGGCUCAUGCCCCUCAUUCGGAGAUCGUCGCUGCUAUCAACUGCCCCCAGGUGGUCGUGGCCUCGCCCGCCGUGCCAUCCAAAGAGACAUGGCUGAGGGUGCUGAUAUCAUCAUGGUCAAGCCAGCCAGCAGUUACCUGGAUAUCAUCCGGGAUGCCAAAGACUUGGCAAAGGAUCUUCCAGUAGCCGCCUACCAGGUCAGUGGCGAAUUUGCAAUGAUCCACGCUGCUGCCAAGGCUGGUGUGUUUAACCUGAAAGAUAUGGCCUUUGAAAGCACCGAAGGCAUCUUGAGAGCGGGAGCUGGUAUCGUCAUCAGUUAUUUUGUUCCAGAGUUUCUCGAUUGGCUCUAG